GCAUGUUUUCUGGGUGGAACUUCAUGGCCCAUGGGUUAUAUCUGUUCUUGAAUUUUUGUUCUAUUGAAGUUUCAGGUGCACUUGUACAAUCAUGUGGCCACAUCAUCCCGGAGUCUCCUGUGUUGGCCCUUGGUUCGAAUUUCACAGCACUGUGCAUCCUGAAUGAGAGUUGUCUUGACUUUGGCAAUAUAUAUGCUAAUCAAAUUAUUUGGAAAAUUAAAAACAGAAUGGUACCUAAAGAACAAUACCGUGAAAUAAACAGGACAGUGUCCAGUGUCACAUUUAAUGACACUUCUUCACUUGCUACUCCUCUGACAUGCAACAUUUUGGCUGAUGGACAGAUGGAGCAGAACAUCUAUGGUAUUACAGUUACAUUAGGCUUGCCUCCAGAGAAGCCCAAGAACUUAAGUUGCAUUGUUUACCAGGUGUCAAAACUUAUAUAUCCUAUGACUUGUACCUGGGACCCUGGAAGGCAUACAUUCCUAGACACUCAAUUCAGGUUGAAAUACAGGUGGCCAAGAGAAGAUUUUCCUGACUGUAUACCAAAAGAUGCAAAUAGCUCUUGCACCAUUACUGAUGUUCAGUUCUUUGUUAACCUGGAGGUCUGGGUAGAAGCUGCAAAUGCUCUUGGCAAGGCUGAAUCCGAUCGUCUCAUUUUUGAUCCCAUUGAGAUAGUGAAACCACUGUCUCCGCAUAACUUAUCUAUCAAUUCAGGAAUAUUGCCUAGCGUUCUGAAACUUUCAUGGGAGAACCGAAUUUCAGCAGCUGCUAUGAAACUGAAAUUCAAUAUUCGCUAUAGGAUUAUUGGUGAAACAGACUGGAUGCAGAUCCCUCCUGAAGAUACAGCCUCACCAAGAACUUCCUUCAGUGUUCAAAGUCUCAGGCCCUACACAGAAUAUGUCUUCUCAAUUCGGUGCAUGAAAGAAGAUGGAGUGGGCUAUUGGAGUGACUGGAGUGAAGACAAGACUGGGAUGACAACUGAAGAUAAACCAUCUAAAGGGCCACCCCUAUGGAGGAUCAUUGAUGCUUCUCACUCACCUGUUUUCUGGACUGUGCAUCUAAUAUGGAAGGCAUUGCAGCCCCCUGAAACUAACGGGAUAAUCUUGCAGUAUGAGGUGACUGUCCGAGCUAGGCCACCUCUUUCCCGUCUCCCAGAGAAGUACAGUGUCAACAGCACCUGCCUUACCCUAAAGCUGCCCAAUGGGACUUACGAGGUCACUGUGGUUGCCCAUAACAGAGCUGGCAUGUCCCCUUCUUCAGUUCUGCUCAUCCCAGCAAGGAAUUCUGAAGCUCCUGUGAAGAAUAUUAAGACACUUGCUAAAGAUGGCAAGCUGUGGGUAGUGUGGACUGCUCCUAACAGUUCCGUCCUCAGAUACAUAGUUGAGUGGUGUCUGGUGUCCAACAGCUCAGACUGUGUCACAGAAUGGCAGAGUGAACCAGAGAAUGUUCAAGGAACACACUUAAAAGGUGAUAUAAAGCCCUUCAAGUGUUACUUGAUAACAGUGUACCCUCUGUAUGCUGAUGGUCAGGGAAGUGGGCAGUCUGUGAAGGCUUACCUCCAGCAGGACCGUCCUUCAAAAGGACCAACUGUUCAGACAAAAAAAGUAGGAAAAGCUGAAGCUGUUUUGAUGUGGAACCAUCUUCCAGUGGAUGAGCAAAAUGGAUUUAUUAGAAGUUACACAAUAUUUUAUAAAACCGUUGAUGGAAAUGAAACAGCUGUGUCAGUGGAUCCUUCCAAGACGGAAUAUACCCUCUCUUCUCUAGCCAGUGACACGUUGUAUACUGUGCGGAUGAUGGCCUACACAGAUGAAGGAGGCAGGAGUGGUCCUGAUUUUACAUUUACUACACAAAAAUUUGGGGAAGGAGAAAUUGAAGCCAUAGUUGUACCUGUGUGCCUAGCAUUUCUGCUGAUCGUACUCCUUGGAGUUUUGGUUUGUUUUAACAAACGUGAUUUAAUUAAAAAGCAUAUCUGGCCAAAUGUUCCUGAUCCAUCCAAGAGUAAUAUUGCUCAGUGGUCGCCUCAAGUUCCAGCUAAGCAUAACUUUAGUUCCAAAGAGCAGAUGUACCCAGAAGGCAGCUUUACAGAUGUCAGUGUUGUCAAAAUAGAAGCUGAUGACAAGAAGUCUUUCUCAGAACAAGAUUUAAAACCCUUUGACCUGCUUAAAAAGGAAAAAGGCACCUCGGAGGGGCACAGCAGUGGCAUCGGAGGCUCCUCCUGCAUGUCUUCUCCCAGGCAAAGCGUCUCGGACAGCGACGAAGGGGAAGCUACCCAGAACACGUCGAGCACGGUUCAGUAUUCGACUGUCGUGCUCAACGGCUACAGAGACCAAACCCCUGCUGUGCAAGUCUUCUCCAGAUCCGAAUCCACGCAGCCCCUGCUCGAUUCUGAAGAGAGAGUGGAAGAUCCUGCCGGAGGGCAUGGCGGCAGCAUGCCGAGGCUGCAGUAUUUCAGACAGAACUGUGGUCAGGAUGAAACUACCACGGACAGGCUCCGCUUUGAAAGAGCAAAGCAAGUAGUUAGUCCUGCCAGUGAGGAAGAUCUUGUCGGAUUUGCGCAGCUGCAGAUCUCAGGUCAGAAUUCGCAGCUUUUGGCCCUUGGGCUGGAAAUAAAUCCCGAAGAAGCUGCUCUGGCAGAGGUUCUACAGGCAAGUACUGAGGGGCUGUGCACUGUGAGACCUGAAACAGUAGAGGAAAAUCCAGCAGCAGUCAAUGAAAUGCCCAAAAGUUACCUCCCGCAGACUGUGAGACAAGGGGGGUAUAUGCCUCAGUGAGGGAAGAGACUGGCUCUGUUAGGCUUUUACUGGUGCCUGGUCACACUUUCGUCUGUGUUUCUGAUAAAUUAAGCUAAAUAUUUUUAUCUGAAUGCGGAUGA
This is a messenger RNA of Tinamus guttatus (white-throated tinamou), 2872 nucleotides long. The record is from RefSeq and is a predicted model, not a curated record. NCBI's taxonomy places the organism in Eukaryota, Metazoa, Chordata, Aves, Tinamiformes, Tinamidae.